AGUCUCCCGCCUCCUCCCCACCACCCUCCUUCUGGUCGUCUUCAUCCUCCUCUCGCUGCCACAACCUCGGCGGCGCUGAGGAGCUGAGAGUCAGCGAGCCGGCCGGGGCUGCGCGAUGGGGAGUUAGCAAGCGCCACGGCGGCGGCAGUGGCCGCAGAGCACCCGGCCGCCGCCCCCGGGCUGGUCCCGCCGGGGGCGCUGGGGGCGUCGGGCGCGGCCAGCCCGACCGGGAGCCAGGCCCGCGGGCGGCGGUCGCACUGGAGCUGGGCAGGUGGAUGCUGCUGGAAGAUGGCGCCCUCGGGCCCCGGCAGCGUCAGGAGACGGUGCCGGCGGGUGCUGUACUGGAUCCCGGUGGUGUUCAUCAGCCUGCUGCUGGGCUGGUCCUACUACGCCUACGCGAUCCAGCUGUGCAUAGUGUCCAUGGAAAACAUUGGAGAACAAGUUAUGUGCCUGAUUGCUUAUCAUCUACUUUUUGCAAUGUUUAUCUGGUCGUAUUGGAAAACUAUCUUUACAUUACCAAUGAAUCCUUCAAAAGAAUUCCAUCUCUCUUAUGCAGAGAAAGAAUUACUGGAGAGAGAGCCAAGAGGAGAAGCUCAUCAGGAAGUUCUUAGGAGAGCAGCCAAAGAUCUUCCCAUCUAUACGAGGACCAUGUCAGGAGCAAUCCGAUAUUGUGACAGAUGCCAACUUAUAAAACCAGAUCGCUGCCACCACUGUUCUGUCUGUGAUAAAUGUAUUUUAAAGAUGGAUCAUCAUUGUCCAUGGGUGAACAAUUGUGUUGGAUUUUCAAACUAUAAGUUUUUCCUCCUUUUCCUGGCAUAUUCUCUGCUGUAUUGUCUUUUUAUUGCUGCCACAGAUUUGCAGUAUUUUAUCAAAUUUUGGACAAAUGGGCUACCAGAUACUCAAGCCAAGUUCCAUAUUAUGUUUUUAUUCUUUGCUGCAGCUAUGUUUUCUGUCAGCUUGUCUUCUCUGUUUGGCUAUCAUUGUUGGCUAGUCAGCAAAAAUAAAUCUACAUUAGAGGCAUUUAGAAGUCCAGUAUUUCGACAAGGAACAGACAAGAAUGGAUUCAGCUUGGGUUUUAGUAAAAAUAUGCGACAAGUUUUUGGUGAUGAGAAAAAAUACUGGUUGCUACCCAUUUUCUCAAGUCUAGGUGAUGGCUGCUCCUUUCCAACUUGCCUUGUUAAUCAGGAUCCCGAACAACCACCGACUCCUGCGGGAUUGAAUUCAACAGCUAAAAAUCCUGAAAGCCACCAGUUUCCUGCAAAGCCAUUGAGAGAGUCCCAGAGCCAUCUUCUUACUGAGUCUCACUCUUGGACAGACAGCAGCACAAACCCAGGAAAAGGCAAAGCUGGCAUGAGCAAUCCUGCAUUGACCAUGGAGAAUGAGACCUAACUCUUCAAUCAAAAUUCUUACUUUAUGAAAGUAUAAAUGCUGUAAAUGAAUGGAAGAAGUUUCUCACAAGAAGGCACUAUUGGCUGCUUGUUCCUGUUUUACUUGAGCUGAUCAUACAGAAUAGGACUAGUUAUCUUUAGGUCAUUGCUUAAGACAACACAAUUUUUAUUCAGUAUUUAGAUAAUCUCAACUAAUACUAAUUUCUGUAAAAUAUUGAAAUCAUGGAUUAUGAAUUAAUGGUGAAAAUAUCUUGAUAUAGACUUGAUAACCCAAUAAUUUGGGUAGCAGUUUAUCAGAUAAAAAGACCAUUAGUUAUAUGAUUUUCAAAUCUUGAAAAUUGGAACUAUUAAAAUUUCGGGAUUUAAAAGAUACAGACUGUAUUAUAAUGAUAAGCUUUGUUUGUAAAACCUUUUUUGUAAACCUGUGUGAAGGUGGAAGUAGCAAAUAUGGCUUCUUCUUUUAUUUCCUCUGAUGUGAAUCCAGCCUCAGACUGAGUGAUCAGUAUCAACUGUGCAUCCAUUAUGAAGUCCAGAUGGCUUACAGUUGAAGAUCACUAUCCAGAUUCUGUAGGCUUAAAUUUCUUUCUAAGUCUUUGUUGCCUGAUGAAAAGAAGUUUGGUCACUGAAAUUUGAGCUUAGCGAUAAGCACUGUCUAGACAAUUUUUAUCAGAACUAAUCCAUGACAUCAGAAAUGUACUUUUCAUCUCUUUAAUUGUAAAUUGAGGAAAAUCUAUAAUAAUUUUGAAGAUUGGCUUACAGUAUUCUUUUGCUAUUGUGGCUUUUUAAAAAGCUCCUUGUUAGGUUUUCUUUGCCUGUUGAAACAAAAAUACUGAAUUGAGAUUUAGGAUUCCUGAUGAGUCAACAGAUUAAUUUUCUAUUGAUAUUGACACCAUUUGAGUUUCUUCUCAUUAAAGUAUAAUAGUUAAAUUGAAUAGAGUCUCCAAUAUCUAUUCAAGUAAAUUAUACAAAUCAUCAAAGAAAUCAUGUAUUUUUUGAAAUUCAGUUCAACAUGAACUAAAUGGUAUUCUAUUUGGAAAUUAAAACCUCAGAUAAACUUUUGAUGCCAAAAUGUUUGGCUUCAGUAAAUAUAUUUAAUACCAUGGAGCUAUUGUGCCUUGAAUGCACUAUUUAAAAAGCAAAGCUUUAUUUUAUUAUUUUAUUUGAAAUGGAGAGUAAGUUUUGUAAAUGUUAUUAGAAUAACUUUUUUGUUGUUGUUACUGAUUUUGAGGAUAUAAAGCAGAUUACCUUUUAAAGCUAUAUAGCUAUGGAACUUGUAUUUAAUCAAUGAGAAGACUGUAUUAAAUGUUUCAAAAUUUAAGUUAAGCAAAAAUUCAACACAGUAGACUGUAAGAUGAGAAGAUAGUGGAGUAAAAGACCCUUUCAAUUAGCACUUUUCAUUAAAACUAUAGAAAUUUAUAUUAAAUGAACUUGCAGCAAAAAAUAAGUCUUAUCCCAACCCAUUUUAUAAAUCAUUUGAAUUCAAUUUUUUGAAAAGCAUGACUGUCUUUUUCAUAUUUUUUUAAAAACUAAAGAUUUUGAUUUGACAAUCUAGUUCAAGAAAUCUGAUACAUUUUUAUUUUGAUCUUAACUUACAGCAUAUUUUGGUCAUCAUUUUACAUACCGAAAGUGCCAGGUUGGAACCUAUAGCUACUGUCAGUUGUCUUAAGGCCAACAGCAUCACUUAAUGUAUUAAGAAUCAUAUGCAGCCAGGAUUUUUUCAAAGCACAGCAUUAUAGCUGUUUUUAUAGACAGGAUUCUAUUAGAUGUUCCCUCUGAAACCAGAAACUAAGAAACAAAGUGUGGGGGUGGGGAUUUUUUUAACUUGCUAGAAUACUAUUAAUUUCCCCUUAAGGAUUUUUAUCAAUUGCUGUAAUAUAUAAAUAAACACAUAUUAGAAUCAGAUUUGAAAACAUUUUCAAAAAUAAAAUUUUUCAUUAAGUGACAAUGGAUGGCUCUUUUUCUUUGUUUCCAUACUGUGAAUAAUGUUUAGAGUUUUUGUUUCACUGUUUUGAGUUCUAGUUUUUAGAAGUGAUUAUCUCUUAAGAUACGCAGUAUAAGUGCUACUGAAUGAAUUAAGCAUCAAGUAGGCUGUAUUUUGUGUAUAUUUAUAAAAUGUACCUUAAAAACAUUUUGCUGUAAUGAAUUCCAUUGCUGAACUCAAACUCAGAGACACAUCUACACUUCUACUGUCCAAAGUGUAUUAAGUUGAUAAAUUUUAUUAUUGAUUUUAGAGAUUCUACCACUAGGUAUCAUAUUUCAAAAACUUUUUUUUUUCAUUUAAAAUGUUGUACAGAAGCAUCAUGGACAUUAUCUGCCAUUGUGCAGUGAAAGAGUUUUGAUUUUUUUCAAAAUUAAGUUGAGACUGAAUAUAAACAAGAGACAUUUUGGCAAGUGCUUAUUCACAAAUUCUCUUCUGUACCAUAAUAAAGUCUGAUUGACCACCUUCAGUGAA
This is a messenger RNA of Erinaceus europaeus (western European hedgehog), 3840 nucleotides long. It is a transcript of the gene ZDHHC2, whose product is annotated as zinc finger DHHC-type palmitoyltransferase 2. NCBI's taxonomy places the organism in Eukaryota, Metazoa, Chordata, Mammalia, Eulipotyphla, Erinaceidae. Bases 289 to 1389 code for a protein of 366 amino acids. Gene Ontology annotation, molecular function: protein-cysteine S-palmitoyltransferase activity. Gene Ontology annotation, cellular component: Golgi apparatus; endoplasmic reticulum. The transcript is spliced from 13 exons. The record is from RefSeq and is a predicted model, not a curated record. Gene Ontology annotation, biological process: peptidyl-L-cysteine S-palmitoylation; protein targeting to membrane.